Messenger RNA from Liolophura sinensis, 2721 nucleotides. RefSeq names its product BAG family molecular chaperone regulator 3-like. Gene Ontology annotation, cellular component: cytoplasm; cytosol; nucleus. The transcript has 2 exons. Gene Ontology annotation, molecular function: adenyl-nucleotide exchange factor activity; protein-folding chaperone binding. Bases 36 to 1538 code for a protein of 500 amino acids. The record is from RefSeq and is a predicted model, not a curated record. Gene Ontology annotation, biological process: protein stabilization. Lineage: Eukaryota; Metazoa; Mollusca; Polyplacophora; Chitonida; Chitonidae.
UCUCGUAAGAAUCUUGUUGCCUGUAGGGUUAUAAGAUGGCAGGCUUUCAUUCGUACCCUAAUCAUUUUGGAAGUAACGCCAUGCAUUACGCUACGAAUGAACCUCUACCUCCCGGUUGGGAGAUUUUAUACGAUCCGAUAACAGGUUGGCCAUUUUUCGUGGAUCACGCGACGAAAUCAACAACGUGGAACGACCCUCGACGAACGCAUCCUAAGCCGGGCAUGAUGGGAUUCCCCAGUGUUCCUCCUCAGCUUGGUGCCAAGGAAAUUCCCAUACACCAUGAGACAGUUCCUCGUCGAUCACAGGCGGACACAAACUACGAGAGGCAAACAGGAAGUCCCAGGAGUCAACAGUUCAGGUCACAUAUGGAUGAACAGCCUCCGAGGUCUGGUAGCUCGCGAGCUCAGCAGUUCAAGUCACACAUGGGAGAUCAAUCCCCACGCUCGGGCAGCCCACGCGCUCAGCAUUAUGGGUCACACAUGGACAACAGACCUCCGCGAACAGGUAGUCCCCGCCAACAUCAUCACAUGGAGGAACCCGUGAGGAAUAGCACCCCACCCCUCAGGCAAAUACCCAUAAAUGUCGUGGGUGGACGACAAGGUGUCCCGCUUUCGUCAAGCCCCAGCACUCACCAGGGCCUCCCUCAAACGACACACCACCAGUCGCACCACCCUGGGCAUGGGCCCUCGGCACAGUUCCAUCAAGGAGCCCCACCGCAGAGAAUGCCGGAGUCCUAUCCGACACAGCAGCCUCACUAUCAAACUAAUGAGAAGGGUGAACGUAUCAUACCAGUGAUGCGUGUGGACGCCACACAGCCGACAACUUACAGCCAGCCUCACCCACAAAACCACCCCCACCAGGCUUAUCCCGCACAGUACCCCCACAGCACAGUGGUCACGGCAUCAACCACGCACCCAACCCCUGACAACAUGGCUACCCAGUCACACCAGCCACACUACAGCUCCCCGGCUGUUUACUCAGAGAGCGCACAGAAAGCUCAAAACGCCCCAUCCGCUAUGGAUCACUCGGGGGAGCAAAGCAGCCAACCACAGCCCGCUGAACCAGCGGAGCAGAAACCCCCACCGCCCAGGAAACUGACGCCUCUGGAGGUGAUCGCAGCUGUCGAAUUGGAGGCAAACCAGUACCGUGACGCUGUCAGCCAGUUCAAAGGGUUGAAAACAGACAAAGAGUAUCGUUUCUUGGAAGAAAUGCUGAUGCGGACCCUGUUGAAGCUGGACACAGUUGACACAGGUGGUGUGGAAGAAGUUAGGACGGCUCGCAAACAAACUGUGCGCAAAAUCCAAAGCAUGCUCGACGAGUUAGAACUGAAAGCCUUCGCUGCGGAGUCUGGCGAGGCACCUGCCGAUGCGCCCACCGACUCUAAUGUUAGCCAUGGCAACAGAGACUCACCUAUGGACACAGAGAACACGCGUUCGGACAGUGAUACAGCAAAAAGUGAUCAGUCAAACGGACAGUUGCAGUCAAAAGACCCGUCACGCGUGAAAGAAAUGGUCCUAGAUAGUGAAGUAGCUUGCUAAGAGUGUUUAUUAUUAUUAUUAUUAUAAUUAUUAUUAUUAUAUACAUGUACCAUAUGUGUUUUCUUGUAAUUAUUACCAAAUUUACGAGUGUACAUGUAUGGACAGCUACAGUAUGAUUGGUUUCUGCUUGUUAGGUUCUAGAGAAGUUCUGUUGUUGUUAAAGGCUAAGUGUAACUGGCAUUUGUGUAUCAAGUUUAAGCAUUUUUUUCCCAGUUUUUCUGUGUUCUGUCUUUCUUUUUGUUUUCAUUUUUCUUAAUUUAUAAAUUUUUUUCACACCUGUUUUAAAUGCUACAUGUUUAUUAGCAUGGUUGUUAUUGUGCUUUAAAAAUAAAGAAUGGUGCAUAUCAUUAAAAUCCACUGAUUUGUUUGUGGAAACCUACAUGUAAUAUCCGAAGACUGCAAAGAUAAGUGUGUGUCAGCAGAUUGUUUCAUUAGUACGGUGUGGUUUUACACUGAAGGAAUUCAAACUUAUGAUAACUUAUAUAUGAAAACAGAUUUUUAAAAAAACAAUUGUUUCUGACUUCAAAAAUGAAGUUUUUCUUUGGCAUUAUUUGUAUCCAUCAUUUACUUCUCUUGGUUUGAAGCAUGCAUACUUGCCAGUUACUGUUUUUGUAUGUUUAAGUUAAUUGUUUUUUUCAAAGGUCAAGUUGUGUUGACCUAGGAACUUUUUGUUAAGAGGUCAGAGUUGAACUAUAUGUGAACUUUCCAGUUUUCAUGUGCAUGAAGAUCUUUUCAGAGUUGUGUCAUUUUUCUCUGACAGCCUCCCUCAUUCCCUUCCCUGUGAUAAGAAUUUAAAUGUACUCAGAUCAAAUUCUUCAAGAAAACUCAGCAGUAGACAGACCAUUAUAUCUAGGGAGGUGAUCCAAAUAUCAGGCUGCAUAGAGUUCUCCCAUGUUACAUAGGUAUGUGUGGUAAAGAUAGUGCCUAUGAUGUAAAUAGCAGCCAUUUUGAGAAAGUGAACAGAACUCUGUACCACUGGACAACUACUAUUUCCCCUUAAAAGUUCAGGGAAAUGGCCACUACCUGACGCAGAGCUAGAUUCUUAUCAUAUCUGUAGCUGACAAAAUUCCUGUAUUUAAGACUCAAAUGUUGAUCUGACAAACUUGUAUAUUGCCUUCAUUUUAUGCCCAAAACAACUGUGUGAACAAAAAUAAAGCAUUGCUGUAUAGAAGCACAUUAUAAA